Molecule: messenger RNA, 2208 nt
Organism: Pieris macdunnoughi
Lineage: Eukaryota; Metazoa; Arthropoda; Insecta; Lepidoptera; Pieridae
Source: the annotation of a GenBank genome assembly
AUGGAAGUAAAUACAGAAAGACCAAAGGAAAUGAACUUUUUCUUUGCAUUCAUUAAGACUAUAAAGGCUUUUCUUUUAAUAUUCCUUAUAUAUAUUGGGAGUAACUUGCACUCCAAGUAUGUCAAUUUUUUAUUUGAAAAUGACAGAAAUUUCUUAUACCUCUCUGACUUGGAGCGAGAAAUGUCCUUCCGCACAGAAAUGGGAUUCUAUUACUCAUACUAUAAGACAAUUGUGGAGGAGAAACCAUUUGUUGCUGGCAUUUCUAAGUUGAUGUAUGAUCGAAUUGUCGAGUAUCCCAAAGAAGUAAAUGCCUUUAAUAGAUUUAAUAUACACCCAGAGGUCCUAGUAGGAGCUCUAUACCGUUAUUUAGCGCCAUGGCUCAAUACCACCACAUAUCGCCAGUGCCACAUCAUAGACCGUGGAGAAGGCCACGAUCCAGUGGAAAGCUGUGUUGGUUUGGGACACCCAAUUUUCUUUUAUUUGGAGGCUGUGUGGAUCUUUGCUGGAAUUAAUGUUGCAGCAUUGUUUUUGCAUGCUAUGGAAUUAAGUGAAAGCUACCUUGGUGGUAGUCUAGCUGUUCUACAAUACUUUGCCAAUCAUGCUGAAUGUACACGGGUCCAAUGGGCACCCAAUGAGAGGGAGAACUUUGCUGGGCCCUUAUUGUUAUUACAGACUUAUUUGCUGAGCAUACAAAUACAUGACAAACGGAAUACGGUACAGCUACAGAUUGGAAUCUUACUACUCAAUUGCCUAUGUCUCCUAUUUUGGCAAUUCACACAAUUCAUAUUUCUUACCCAAAUUGCCAUAUUCUUUUUGAUGGAACAGUUGAGGGUUAUAGAAACACGGCAACUUUCUAUUUUACUACACUCCCACUAUUGUGGCUUACAUAUGGCAAUACUUUUACUACAAGGGAAUGAAAUGUUAAAAUCAUCGUUAUAUGCUUGUCUUUUUCUAGUAGUUUCUACGUAUUGUCUAUUCUUUAGUGGCCUUCGUAUAAAGGUCAAAAAUAGAUUUGACUUUUUGAUUGAGUCCUGGCUAGUUAUACUUAGAGUAUCUAUUGUUAUCUGUGGUUCGAUAUAUUUGAAAAAAAUAAUUAGCGACUUCCUAGAAGUGGAAGAGGACACGCAUGUCUGGGAGAUUCUAUUUUCAAAAUUCACAGAUUAUAAAACAUUCCAUACAAUGAUGUAUACUUGUUCCGAAGUAUUUGACUUCCUACCGUUGAGUUCUAUUAUAAAUAUGACUAAAACCUUUUUAAUUCCAUAUGUGUUAUUUGGAGUAAUAAACGCGGUAUACUUUUGGAUUAAUAAGAGUAAGACAGAAAAUGUUGUAAAGGGGAUAGAAGAGGAUAGACUGAUCGAUGACGAGGACAGCGGAAUUGAGAAUAAUGAAGCGAAUAUUCGAAAAGAGGACACAGAUUUGGAUGUUUUAGAUAAGGAAAAAGAUAAUACAGAAAAGGAUAAUUUAAUACAAUUUCUCUCUGGUUUGUCUAUGGACGCUGCGGUAUUCUAUAAUAUAUCGCAGAUGGUUGUCUAUGGUGUUAUGGCAGCGUUAGUGAUGCGACUCAAGCUGCUAUUUACGACGCAAAUGUGCUUGAUGUCUUCUUUGGUGUUCAAGAAAAAGUAUUAUAUAUACCCACAUUCCGUUAUGAAGUAUUUAGUAAUAAUAUUGAUUGUGGGUAUUAUUCCUAUGCUGAGCAGUCUAGUCAACAAUGUCAGUAAGGAGAUGUCUCACGUAGGUGAAUUUAGUGAUUACAACCAAGAGGAACUUCUGCUGUGGUUAAGGCAGCAAGGUCCCGGGGCGGUAGCAGGUUCGAUGCCUCUCCUCGCCACGAUAAUGCUCACCACAAAAAGGCCUAUAGUUGCGCAUCCACACUACGAACAUUUGGAAGCGAGACAGCGUGCGUACACAGUAUACAAGAUGUACGGCCGAUUUUCACCGCACGAGCUCUACCAGGAGUUGAGCAAACUUCGCGUCACUUAUCUCGUCGUUGAGACCAAGUACUGUUACGGGAGGAGUAGCAAAGGCUGCUCCCUAACCGAGAUAUGGGAUCUGGAGUCUCCGAAAAACCGCGAAUCGCCGCCCCUUUGCGACACGCUUCUAACAACGACGGUAGACCAUUUCUACCCGCUUUUUCGUAAUGCGCACUACGCUGUGUUUAGGAUACAUGACCUAAGUGUGAGGUAUAUGCCAAGGAGUUUUGACACUUGA